AUGGAGAAGACAAAAGACGAAACAAUUCAAGAUGUUGAGAGCGAAAACAACCAUGUGGCUGUUGGGCAAUUUGAGACCCGUUUCCAGUUCUCUCCAGAGGCAGAGAGGAGACUUGUUCGUAAGAUUGAUUUAACGAUCCUCCCCAUCAUGGCCUUCGCAUACAUGAUGGCCUUUUUGGAUAAGCAAACUCUCAAUUAUAGCGCGUUGAUGGGUCUCCAAGAAGAUCUUCACUUGGUUGGAACGCAAUAUAGCUGGACCUCAAGUAUUUUCUACUUUGGAUAUUUGAUUUUUUGCUACCCAGCAUCUCUUCUAAUGGUCAAGUUUCCCCUCGGAAAAUAUCUGGCUGUGAACUUCAUGCUCUGGGCAAUCAUCCUUGCUUGCCAUGCCGCAACGAAGAACUUCGCCACUUUUAUGGUUACUCGAUUCUUCUUGGGAUGCGCCGAAGCCAGCCUAUCACCUGGAUUUACUCUUCUCACAUCGCUUUGGUACCGCACAUCCGAGCAGCCAUUGCGCGCGGGCAUAUGGUUCUGCGGAAACUCGCUCUCGCUCGUCUUUGGCAGUCUUAUCGCUGCUGGGAUUAUACAUAUCCAAGACAAGCUUGCUUCGUGGCAGUGGUUGUUUAUUAUCUUCGGCCUCGUCACGUUUCUCUUUGGGAUAGUCAUGCUUCUGCGCUUGCCGGACUCGCCCACCGAUGCGAAAUUUUUGACGGAAGAAGAGAGAAUGAUUGCAGUGGAGAGACUGAAGGAAAACCAAGCGGGAUAUAAAAAUAAAGAAAUUGAUCGUGGCCAGAUUUUGGAAGCAUUCAAGGAUAUGCAAACGUGGCUUCUGGCCUUGAUGAUGUUUGCAGUCAAUAUUGCCAAUGGAGGUUUCACGACGUUCAAUGGUCUAGUUCUGGAAGGCUUCGGGUUCAACCUAUUCCACACCCUGCUUUUGGGCAUCCCAGGAGGUGUGAUUGUGUGCAUUUUUGUUUUCAUAUCUGGCUUUACAUCAUCAAGAGUGGAUCAUAGCCGAUGUAUCGUCAUGACUGUCAUGUUUCUAAUCAGUAUCCUGGGAAGCUCUCUCGUCUACGCGGGAAAGAACAUCGCUUCGCGCUACGGUGGACUGCUUCUUAUGGGAAUAUACUCUGCUGCCAUGCCAGUGUCAAUGGCAAUGAUCAGCUCAAAUGUCGGUGGCUUCACCAAGAGAGCCACAGUCAGUGCAAUCUAUUUUAUCAUGUACUGUGCAGGAAAUAUUGUUGGACCUCAGCUCUUCUUCGCUCGACAAGCGCCAAAAUAUGAGAGUGGGUUCUUGGCAAUCAUUAUCUGUCUUGUUGUUUGUGUCGUGAUCAGCUUGACACUGCUUUUCUAUCUCAAAUGGGAGAAUUCUCGACGGGAUACACAGCAAGCGAGUGCCGACGGCGCUGCUGUGGAAAAGGACCCUGGAGCAAUCACACAGGUUGGACUGUUUGAUAUUACUGAUCGGAAAAAUCCACUUUUCAGGUACUCCUAUUAA
Penicillium verhagenii is the source of this 1491-nucleotide messenger RNA. Its product is annotated as allantoate permease family MFS transporter. The transcript has 9 exons. The record is from RefSeq and is a predicted model, not a curated record. Gene Ontology annotation, cellular component: plasma membrane. Gene Ontology annotation, molecular function: allantoate transmembrane transporter activity; dipeptide transmembrane transporter activity. The coding region runs from base 1 to 1491 and encodes 496 amino acids. NCBI's taxonomy places the organism in Eukaryota, Fungi, Ascomycota, Eurotiomycetes, Eurotiales, Aspergillaceae. Gene Ontology annotation, biological process: transmembrane transport; allantoate transport; tripeptide transport.